This is a messenger RNA of Paramacrobiotus metropolitanus, 619 nucleotides long. RefSeq names its product BTB/POZ domain-containing protein 6-A-like. Gene Ontology annotation, molecular function: protein binding. Bases 125 to 619 code for a protein of 164 amino acids. Lineage: Eukaryota; Metazoa; Tardigrada; Eutardigrada; Parachela; Macrobiotidae. The record is from RefSeq and is a predicted model, not a curated record. Gene Ontology annotation, cellular component: cytosol. The transcript is spliced from 4 exons. Gene Ontology annotation, biological process: neurogenesis.
AGUUGGAAAGUGCAGCUCCCAACUCCAGUUUAUGACGUAACCGACGCCAUUUUAUGUUUAUACAAUAUACUGUUUCUUCUGACCGAUUGAGGUUCCUGAUGUUCAUCCCGAAGCAUUUGCCAAUAUGCUAAGCUAUCUGUAUACCUACCGCGUUGAUCUCAACCGCGAGACGGUCUUCCCUACGCUGUACUGCGCCGACAGAUACGAUGUGCCAGGGCUCGUCGAUGCCUGCUUUCAGUUUGCCAUCUGCGCUCUUGAAGCGCGCACCUGCUUAAUGCAUUUGGGCUUGGCAGUUGAAUGGCAAGCUGCAGUCUUCGUGGAACCCUGCUUAAAAGUGAUAGAUGUUCAUGCCGAAACUGUUUUACUCCGAAUAUUUCAAGACACUGGACAAGCGAACACUGGAGCUGAUUCUGCCGCGCUGCACAUUGCAGGCAAGGAGAACAGCAUUUACGAGGCAGUCGCAGCAUGGGCUGAAGCAGCCUGCAUCCGCAAUAACGCGGAGCCGACUGCUGCCAACCGGCGGCUUAUGCUAGGCGAACUGUUGUUCCUUGUGCGAUUCCCGUUGAUGAGCGAGCAGGAACUGCAGGAUGGACCCGUUGCGGUGAGGUUGAGCAAUUAG